This is a messenger RNA of Asterias rubens (European starfish), 2146 nucleotides long. RefSeq names its product protein phosphatase 1 regulatory subunit 3B-like. Gene Ontology annotation, cellular component: protein phosphatase type 1 complex. Gene Ontology annotation, biological process: regulation of glycogen biosynthetic process. NCBI's taxonomy places the organism in Eukaryota, Metazoa, Echinodermata, Asteroidea, Forcipulatida, Asteriidae. Gene Ontology annotation, molecular function: glycogen binding; protein phosphatase 1 binding. The coding region runs from base 98 to 1216 and encodes 372 amino acids. The record is from RefSeq and is a predicted model, not a curated record. The transcript has a single exon.
CCGUAUUGCAAACCGGCCGGCCUGCCUCUGCCCGUCUAAUGCCUAAAUAGCGGUGCGUUACUACGCAAAUACAAGCACGUAGUCCAUUCUGUCUGCAAUGCUCGAGAAAAUGCUGGAAAUAUCCAGUUGGUCUGCAGGCCAUGGACAUACUCCGAGCGUAGCUAUAAAACUCAACAUGAGUAACAUUCACGACGGAAAUAAUUUUACUGAUGAGCAUGGGAAAAUGGCGGAUCAAAAUGUACUCGAGGAUCCGGAGGAGUCUUGGAAGAGGGAUUUACUCAACGAUGUGGAGGAGGAUGACAAGAGAAACUCUCAUUUGUAUGAUAAACAUCAGAUGUCCAAAAGGAGCCAUGCUGCCAUGUUACCACCUAUUGACAUAGCCCGCUGUUCUAAACAUAAUGGUAUCCAAGAUGAGUCUUCUGGAAGUGAACAUGGCUUUGGAGAACUCCAAGAUGGCGAACCCAUCUCACCAGAUGCCACGGUCUCCUCUCUUGGCGUUGUAUCGCCUUCUAUUACCUCACCGACGAGUAGUACGUCCCCAAAUGGAGGUAUCAGUUGUCGUAAGUCCUCCAUCAAGGACAGCUCUAAGACACCAGAGACCCCCGGCCGUAAAUCGGUCAGAUUUGCAGACGCCCUUGGCCUCGAUCUUGAAGUAGUGCGAAACAUUUUGGAGUCCGAAUCCCCACCGGACUACCCAUCCAUGGCUCUGGCCGCAUGCUCAGCGGUCUUCACGGACGAUGAGACCGGCGGAAACACGGUGACCAUCCUACCUCGAUAUCUCAGCAUGUCAUUCGUCCAACCAGGCGGGCAAUCGGACUUCCUGAACCGCGUCUACAAACAGCUAGUAUGCCUCGAGAAUGCCGUAGUUUCGGAUUUCACAGUGUUGGGAACGAUCAAAGUUAGGAAUAUCUCCUAUCAGAAGACCGUCAAGAUCCGAUAUUCGGCAGACAGGUGGAAAACUUUCGGUGAUAUUCCAGCUCUGUAUGUUUUGAAUUCUUGUGAUGGUCCCACGGAUAGAUACUCAUUUGGUUUAUCGGCACCUCGGGAUAUGAAUGUAGGUGACCGGCUUGAAUUCUGUAUCUGUUACAAAGUUAAUAAUAAUCAAGAGUUCUGGGACUCAAACUUUGGUCAGAAUUAUAGUUUGUUAUGUCACGCACACGGGGACGCAGUAGACGAUGAAAACAAAGCACUUUGGACGCUCUUCCGGAAUUCAUAAAAUAUUUUAAAUGCAAAAUAUGUAAAAAAAAAUUAAUUUUUAGUUUUGCCAAAAAUAACCAACUCAAUAUUGAGUCCUAACGUUGUCAGUAUUUUUUUUUUUUUUUUCCAUUUAUCGAAUUCUGCUGGCUAUAAUAAGGUGGAGUGUUUUAUUUAUGCAAAAGGCUUGCGGUGAAAGGGUAAAAAAACAUGAUUAAUUACAAAAUGAAAAUUUAAUAAGGUACACAUGAUGCUGUUAUCUUCAAUAUAAAGUUCUCUUUGCGAAAGCAAAGAGUGCAAACGUUGCUGUUGUUGGUUACAAAACAAAAUGCAUUUCUGAAAAAUUUACAAAGCUAUUCUUUCUUGAAAAUCGAAUCUUUUUUAUUGCGAUCUUUGUUUAAAAAAGAGCUUCUUGUUGUUAAGAAACCCUAGUUGUUAAUAAUAAUCAUUACAUACAGAAACUAUGUGAUAUUUAUUAAUGAAGUAAUGGCCUUCAUUCAUUGCGGUCAUGCACAAUGAUUUUUAAUGUGCUUGAGUAGACAGAGUCAUUAUUCACAAUGCAUGUACUCACAUGCACGUGUACUUCUUUGUUCUGAUUGUCUAUAUUAUAUGAAAGUGAACUGCACGCAGGGUCACUUUUCAUAAACACCCUCAUAAUUCAGAAACCAAACCAUACUUUUGUUAAAGGCACUGGACACUAUUGGUAAUUACUGAAAAUAUUUCUUUGCAUAAAAUGUUAUUUGGUAACAAAGAAUAGAGAGCUGUGAUAGUAUAAAACAUUGUGGGAAACGACUCUCUCUGAAGUAACGAUAGUUUUUUAGAAGAGAUAAUUUCUCACUCAAUUAAAUUAUUAAAAGACAAAUGCCUUUUUUGUAUAGGCAUCUGCAAGCACACACAUUAAUGUGCAACAAGGGUGUUUUUUAUUGCAACUUCGGCGACCAAUUGAGUCAAA